GAAAUUGCUUUAAAGAAUACACAAGACCUGCAUAUAUCACGGCCGCCAGAAUACUACUCCUGUCUUGUCAGAGAUCUAGAAAUAUUGGGUUGGAAUAAAGUAGUGUAUGUGGAUACUGGUUUUACCACAAUCAAGUUAAAAGCUGAAGACUCUUGUGGUCGACAGCAUCUCGUCACUCUGAAGUUAAAUGCAAAGUAUCCAACAGAACCACCGGAUUGCCUUGUGGAUUUUCCUGUUCAAUUUGCAAUUUCCUGGAUGCCACAGAACUCCUUAAUAGACAUUUAUAAUCAGUUCCUGGCAGCAUUAGAAUCGCUGAAAGAGUUCUGGGAUGCCAUGGAUGAAAUUGAUGGGAAGACAUGGGUGCUUGAGCCAGAAAAUCCCACACGCAGUGCUACAACAAGAAGAAUUGCGAUAGGGAACAAUGUCUCAGUGAACAUAGAGGUAGAUCCUCGGCACCCAAACAUGCUCCCCGAGUGUUACUUUCUUGGAGCAGAUCACGUGGUUAACCCUUUGAGAAUUAAGCUGAACAACAAUAUGCACUUAUGGGAUCCAGAAAUCAGUUUAUUACAAAACUUGAAAGACCUCUUAGAAAUUGAUUUUCCAUCUCGUGCUGUGUUAGAAAAAAGUGAUUUUGCUAAGGACUGUGGCAUCUGCUAUGCCUAUCGACUCGAUGGCACUACUCCAGAUCAAGUGUGCGAUGAUCCCCGAUGUGGACAACCUUUUCACCAGGCUUGCCUGUAUGAGUGGCUACAAGGUCUUCCUUCUAGCAGACAGAGUUUUAAUGUCAUCUUUGGUGAAUGUCCAUAUUGUAAUAAGCCACUGACACUGAAAUCUUCAACGAAGAAACUUUGAGAAAAAACUGCGUGAUGGGAACACCACUGCACUUACACUGAAGACAGUGAAACAGCGACAUCAAAGAAAAUACAAGGAAAGUAAUAUCAGUAGCAGAAGUACAAGUAUAGCUAUACUGUAGUGGUAUGUUUCGUCAGUAAAUGCA
Molecule: messenger RNA, 997 nt
Organism: Fulmarus glacialis (Northern fulmar)
Lineage: Eukaryota; Metazoa; Chordata; Aves; Procellariiformes; Procellariidae
Gene: FANCL
Product: Fanconi anemia, complementation group L
Exons: 10
Biological process (GO): interstrand cross-link repair; protein monoubiquitination
Cellular component (GO): Fanconi anaemia nuclear complex; nucleus
Molecular function (GO): ubiquitin protein ligase activity
Source: RefSeq, a predicted model, not a curated record